AACAAUGUAUAUUUAUAUCAUAGGUUUUUAACAUUUUGUUGUUGGUAACAUCUGUAAGCGAGACUGCAGCUAAACUAAUUGACAUUGAAAGAGAACUGGAUAUUUUAUCUUUGUUCAAUCGGAGUUGUAAAAAAUGGCAACAAUUGUUUCAACAGCUACUGAUACUCGUACGAGUCCUGUAAUAUAUGAAACAAUGAAUGGACAAGUCUAUGAGGAAAGUAGUGAUGAAGAACCAGAAGUUCGAAUGCGGGUUGGUGAAAUGUACCAAGCAAGAGUCCCGAAAUGGGAAGAAGCUGAAGAAAAGGUGGAAGUUGGCACUCAUGAUGGCAUAAAAAUUUGGUCACCCUUUCAUGAUGUACCUGAUGAAAAAGUUGAAGCCUACUGCAAGAUUGCUAAAGAAAAACAUGGAUAUAAUGCAGAACAAGCACUUGGAUUAUUGUUUUGGCAUAAACAUGAUAUAGAAAAAUCACUCAAGGAUAUGUCCAAUUUCACACCAAUGCCAGAUGAUUGGUCAGAUGAAGAUAAAGUAUUAUUUGAACAAGCAUAUACUUUUCAUGGCAAGUCAUUUAGAAGAAUACAACAGUUGCUUCCAGAUAAAGAAAUCUGCCAACUGGUUAAGUUUUAUUACCUUUGGAAGAAAACAAGAACGAAAACAUCUCUCAUGGAUAGACAAGCUAGAAAAUUAAGCAAACAAUCAAAUGGGAGCGAUGAUUCAGAUGGAGAGAGCAACCAUUUAACAUAUAUGCAAAGCAAAUCACAGCAUGAUAUAAAGAUGCUACAAGGGAAAUCUGAGGAUGGAAAAGGAGAUAUUGAAAUAAAACACAAAUUACCUAAAGGAAUUAAUUUAGAAGAAAAAGGAUUAUCAGAAAUCUCGAGCUUUCCUGGUGGACCUGAAAAAUAUCUGAAAAAACUUGAAAACAGCAUAACCAUGCUGAAAAGUCAAAUUCAAGUCGACAAACAGCAUUGGAGUCUUCUCUGCCAAGAAUUAAAAGGAAUAUCACAGUUUGAAGAUUUUAUCACAACACCUAUAAAAGAAGACUCAGAGCUCUCACCUGUUUGGUAUCAGGAGUUACUUUUAGCUGUGCAAGGCGUUCGGCGUUACGGCAAAGAUUUUCAAGCAAUAUCUGAAGUACUAGAAUCAAAGACUGCCGCACAAGUAAAAACAUUUUUUGUAAGUCAACGGCGGAGAUAUAACUUAGAUCAAGUAUUACGGGAAUAUGAAGAAGCAGAAGCUGGAAACAAGGAUAAAAUUCAAGAAAAUGGAUUUGCUGAGGAUGUUACGCAGACCGACUCUGUAAUGGAUAUUUAAAAUCAAGAUGAAUGUAGUCAAGAUUCAAUACAAGAUGCAAUAAAUAGUCUGUAUGUGCGAAGUAGUUUUUUGUGCAAAGACUGCUGGAUGAACCAAUAGUACGACUUCGCUGAAUGCCAGAGUCGCUUUUUUUGUCUGCCUUAUACAAACCUAUUAAUAAAACACGAGACUGGUG
Molecule: messenger RNA, 1484 nt
Organism: Styela clava
Lineage: Eukaryota; Metazoa; Chordata; Ascidiacea; Stolidobranchia; Styelidae
Product: REST corepressor 3-like
Biological process (GO): negative regulation of DNA-templated transcription; regulation of transcription by RNA polymerase II
Cellular component (GO): transcription regulator complex; histone deacetylase complex
Molecular function (GO): transcription corepressor activity
Source: RefSeq, a predicted model, not a curated record